UCAUGGUAGUUAACGUGUGACCAAUACUUUUAUCAUGUCAGCGGCUCUACCGGAGCACCGCGGGCCCACAGAGUAGCGCUUCUGCCGGGGGAGCGUCCUCAUCCCCUGCGGCGGCUCACCGACACUCGGAGAAACGGACAGACGGACGGAAGGAAGGAAGGAGUUGUGUUUUGAUUUGAGGAUAACGCGGACACAGAUUAGCUCCAAGCUGUCAGCUGAGCACCGCCGUGUCCUGUCCAGCUCCUUGCAGCAGCAGCAGCAGCAGCAGCAGGAGAACUGAUCCCGCAUUAACAGGAUUCACUUUCCCCGCAUUGUUACCGAGCCUCCCUGGAUGUUUCUCCGGGGGACACACAUCGAGCACCAGGCUGCUGUCGAUGGGGGAAAUAAGUAGCCUUCCCGAGGAUUUCUCUCGUGUUUUGAGCCAUGGUGGAAGCUUGGUCUGUGACGGCUGAUGGAGGUUUGUGUGCGGGCUCGGAGCUCGGUAUGUCGGUGUGAUAAUAUGUGAGUGCGGUGGACAGCCGAGGCCUGGGCCUGCCUGCCUGAACGCGCUGUUGUUUUGUGGCCUGGGCUGGGAAACUGCUCCUCUGCACCGGAUCAGCAGCGGUAAUCACGGCCUGGAGCUUACAGAGGGAGCUCUCUGGACUUGGUUUCAGUGGAUAGAUGCCGUGUGGAGCCCCGGAGCCGGAGCAGAGAGCGAGGCAAACUUGGACAGUGCUGAGAUGAAUGCGCUCCCCUCAUGUGACAGGUUUUAAGUCUGAUUGAGGGAGGGGGCGCCACCUCCAUCAUGAGGGACAUCUAGGGCCAAAGUGUUUGAUUCACAGAGGGGGCGGGUUGUUUUCUCCUCCGUAUUUUGAUUUCUCAUUGUUAGUAGAUGCUCUGUGAUGAAAUGAUUCCCGUUAUGAGCCCCGGGCUGCUGCAGCCUGAUGGAGAGCAGGCAGGGAAAUUAAUUUAGAGGAAGUGGGUCAGAUCCUGGUUGGCAUUAUGAUAAGGAGGGACUCCCCGCAGACCCAAAGGAGCUGUAGUUGGACCAUUUAAAAGCCAGACCUGAUUUCUACAUGUUCCUGUAGUGGUCGUGUUGCAGCCUGGUAGCCAUUAUCACCACUUAGACGCUUUCUGCAUCAUUUUAUGGCUCUUUGCGGCACAGCAGCUACAAAUGUUACAAAAAUGAUGGCUGCUUAUAACGGUGGCUCCUCAGCAGUGGCUGCCCAUCACCCGCAUCACCACCACCAGCUGCAGCACCUCCCGCCCCCCCAUAUGCACCACCACCACCACGCUGGUCAGCAUCACCUGCAGCACCCGGGCUCCGCCGCCGCCGUGCACACGGUCCAGCAGCACGGCUCCACGGCGGCUGCUGCGGCGGUGAUGCUCAACCCCGGCCAGCAGCAGCCCUACUUCCCUUCGCCGGCUCCCGGGCAAGCCCCAGGGCCGGCGGCGGCCGCGGCUCCCGCACAGGUUCAAGCCGCCGCUGCUGUCAAAGCUCACCACCACCACCACCACCAUCAGCAGCACCAGCAGCAGCAGCAUCAUCUCCAGCAGCAGCUCGACAUCGAGCCCGACAGACCCAUCGGAUAUGGAGCGUUUGGGGUUGUCUGGUCGGUGACGGAUCCCAGAGACGGGAAGCGAGUAGCCCUCAAAAAGAUGCCCAAUGUCUUCCAAAAUCUCGUUUCCUGCAAGAGGGUUUUUCGAGAGCUGAAGAUGCUGUGUUUCUUCAAACAUGAAAAUGUGCUCUCUGCUCUGGACAUCCUGCAGCCUCCACACAUCGACUACUUUGAAGAAAUAUAUGUGGUGACUGAACUGAUGCAAAGUGACCUCCAUAAGAUUAUUGUCUCACCGCAGCCUCUGAGCUCGGACCAUGCCAAAGUUUUCCUCUACCAGAUCCUACGAGGACUGAAAUACCUUCACUCUGCUGGCAUCCUGCAUCGAGACAUCAAACCUGGCAACCUCCUGGUCAACAGCAACUGUGUGCUCAAGAUCUGUGACUUCGGCCUGGCCCGGGUGGAGGAGUCAGACGAGUCACGCCACAUGACUCAGGAAGUGGUGACACAGUACUACCGCGCUCCGGAGAUCCUCAUGGGGAGCCGCCACUACUCCAACUCCAUUGAUAUCUGGUCUGUGGGCUGCAUCUUUGCAGAGCUGCUGGGGCGACGCAUCCUCUUUCAGGCCCAGAGCCCCAUUCAGCAGCUGGAUUUAAUCACUGACCUGUUGGGGACCCCGUCUCUGGAGGCGAUGAGGACGGCGUGUGAAGGAGCUCGAGCUCACAUCCUCAGAGGACCACACAAACAGCCGUCCCUUCCUGUUCUCUACACCCUGUCGAGCCAGGCGACCCAUGAAGCGGUCCACCUCCUCUGCAGGAUGCUGGUGUUUGAUCCGUCAAAGCGGAUUUCAGCGAAGGACGCUCUGGCUCACCCGUACUUGGACGAGGGUCGACUGCGAUACCACACUUGCAUGUGCAAAUGCUGCUACACCACGUCGUCCGGCCGCGUUUACACCAGUGACUUUGAGCCCGUCACCAACCCGAAGUUUGAUGACGGCUUCGAGAAGAACCUGAGCUCUGUGAGACAGGUCAAAGAGAUCAUCCAUCAGUUCAUUCUGGAGCAGCAGAAGGGGAGUCGAGUGCCGCUCUGCAUCAACCCUCAGUCAGCUGCUUUCAAAAGCUUCAUCAGCUCUACGGUGGCUCAGCCCUCUGAGAUGCCUCCGUCUCCGCUGGUGUGGGAAUGAAAACUGCUGUGCGUCAUCAGCGUCUCUCCUGACCCGCUGCUAAACAGGGAACAAGAAUGUGGUGGUGUCGUCUGCGUAGCAUUUCACUGGAGAGCAGAACUCACCUGCAGGUCUGCUCAAAUUCACCUGCAGGUCUGCUCAGCCUCACCUGCAGUGAAUCCACUGGGGGGCGAUCAGAGGUGUUUAUUACACAUGAAUGAGACUAAAACUCUGUAGACCAAAUCAGAAUGUUUUAGACAAACCCAUCUGAUCAUUUCCUGAUAGAUUUUACUGGUAUUGCAUCUUAAUGAAGUAUGUUUUUGCUAUAUAUAUAUAUAUGAAUACAAAUUUAAAAAGAUGUCUAUUUAGAAAUUACCUGAUUUAUGAUUAGGGAUGUUCCAACGCUGGUACCAGGAUCUGAAAUGCUGACAGAGCUUGAAAAACUGGAUCAAGAAUCCAUUAUUAUGAUUGUCUAUGCGGGGAUCAGAUAUUGCAAUUGUUGGCCUGGAAUCAGAUCAGCUUGUCACAUGGAAAUUCACCUAUUAUUUUUCUUCUUCAGUGAGCAGCUCAAUGCUGCCACCAUAGAGGUAUUAUGUUAACCACCUGUAACUACAAAGAGAGAGCAAUAGUCAAAAAUACGUUAAAUUAAACCAUCUAAUGUAAAAAGCUUAGUUUUUUCCCACCUCCCCUUGGCCACAGCAGGUCCAGAGGGCAGGAAACUUAACUGCCACUCAAGUGAGUGUACCCUAAUAUAGGUUAAAUGCUUAUUUUUGGUGAACUUCAUUGAUUUAAAGGAUUUAACAAGGAGUUGAAUUAUGCAACAGUUAUGAAACUAACUGGCUCUGUUAUAAGCAUAAAGCUCCUUUUCCACUUUUAUUUCUAUUUAACACAGGCCUGAGGCAACACAAGUUUAUAACGAGUUCUCCAUUCUCAGGGCUUUUUGUUUUGCAUGCCUAAUACCCCUUAAAAAAAAGAAAAAAACUUUGGUCUAGAUCAUGUAAAUUGAGCCCUUUUAACAGAUAAAAUUGCAUUACAAAUGUCAUAGAAGUUUUAAAGCUGCUGUAAAAUGUGAAAUUAUCUUCUACAAAAUUCACAAAUCAUAAAUCCUUUUGCAUUUUGCACAAUGUUCAAUGAUUCAAUUGAGCUUUAGAUAACCUUAUAAUCUUAAAGAACACGCUUUAAAAACUGAUCUCCUGCAUACAGAUUAUACUGUAUAUUAAUGAUCAUUCGAUCAUAAAAAAGUCUCUCAUUAAUUUUGCACAUAAUUAUUUCCUUUACUAAAAAUGCUGGGAAAGUUCAGGCAUCGCAUAAAGGUUAUCAAAACUUUUGGAGACUUAGAAACUUGUGAAAAUAUUGUCAAAGUUUUUGAACGUGUUAGAAUGUGCAGGAGUUUGCCAGCAAUUUUUAGUAAAUAAAAACAAGAAUUACCCAGUACCCGGUCUCUAGCACUCUGAUUUUUCUUGUGUCAAACAGAUAAAACUACUGUUUGAUUUUUACUAGAAUCAUGCCAGCAUUUCAAAUUCUGGUACCGUGUGUCAGAGUCAGUUUUGGGGGAAAAAAUGUCAGCAUUGGAACAUCUCUAAUCACAAUAAGGCUCUUUGUAUUAUUACCCCCUCCUUCACCUCUGCACGGGUGAAUUAAAUCCAAAUUCUUAUCCAGACAAUCGAUUGUAGUUGUGUUUAGAUGUUGAAGGCAACUGAGAGUUCCCCGUUUAUAUAUAACAUGCACUUGAGCAUAUUGAUAUUUUAAUUUAUAAAAAUAAGGUAUUUUAAGCAUGUUCUGUGUCCACAUGCACAUUUGGCCAUUGUUUUUACUUAUAUAAAAAUUUAUUUGCCAAAGAUCAGGAGCCUCAUGUAUAAAUGAUGCAAAAAAUAUAAUGUCUGUGUUCCCCUUUUAUCCUUUUCAAAUUUUCCAGAAUGUAACUGUCUUUAUAUAUUUUAUAUAAUAGUCGGUUAUGUCCCUGAGUGGACAGAAGAAGGUGUUUCUAUUGGCUGUUUUCAACCAUAGGCUUCAUAUAAGAGAUAAACGUUCAAACUGAUAUCACUAAGAGCCAUCUCCUUACUAAACCAGACUUUUUCAGGUCACAUUGAUAGCAUCUUGCCAAUCACUGGUAGCUCUGCUCUCCUCCCCUGCUUUCUGUUCUCUAUGAGUCAAAAUGUGACCAUAAUUUACUAGAUUUACAUUACAUUUUUGAAUAUAACUUGAAGCUAAAGAUUAAGGCCAUAAACCCAUCAUGGAAAUGUUUAAAGAGGAAAAAAAAUCAAGUGAUAAGUAGGAACAUUUUAACGUGGACUUCUAUACAACCAGGGUCUGAUUCACAUAUGAUUUUGCAGUAUUUGCAGCUGGUAAAAUUGUGCAAAUAAGUCAAAAAGGUAUCGUCUAAUUCACAAAAAACUCACAAAGGCUUCAGUACUGUCCUAACUGUGCUACAGAGCAAACCGUCUCCUGUGCUGUUUGCAUGUAUUUAUGCAGUUGGCUGGAUAAAAAUGGCCCCUUUCUGUUUAAAUUAGCAUCAUUGCACAAAUAAUGUGAUUCACAAACCGCGGUGCUAACAGCCACACUCAGAGUGAAAACAUGAUCAUCUGACGAGAGCAGGUGGUAACUUCAUAGCAGUAUUUAUAAGAUGUCCAAACUUUCCAGUGAUUUUUAUGACUUAAAAUGAAUGAUUUGUAAAAAAGUGAAUAUGACUUUGGCAUUACUAUCAUUAGUAUAACGAGGGGUUAGAUCAGUCCAUGGCUGUCAGUGGCUCCACUCUUCAUCUACAUGUGUGGAAACAGCCUGUCCCUUUUAGCUUCGUUCAAGAAGGAGUGUAGGUUUUAAAACAAACUCAUAUCACAUUUUUAGAGUCCUGUGUCAAAAUAAAGUGUUAAAGUUUACCCUUCCCUCCUAGCUUACCAUCUUUAUGUGGCCAGAACUGAGCUCUGUCAGCAUGAGAGCUGAGCUCUCUGCAAAGUAUAGGUGCAGAUCACUUCUCUACUCAAUCAGACACAAAACAAGAGCAAACUAUAUGGAGCACGACAGCUUUAAUAUGUGUUUUCACCAGAGCUAUCUGCUUUGUGAAUUAGACCUUAAGAUAGGGCAGCUAGCGGAAGGAAAUGUGUGAUUCUUGGAGCUUUAAGCUGCUGCAACCCAGUCUUGGUGAAACAGACCCUUACGCUCUGCUGAGCAAUGCAGGUUCUUUAAUUCAAGUCUACUUUCUAUUUACAGUCUAAGGCUCAGGCACUGGGUAAAUCAGUUAACAUAUUUCAGAAACAGCCAAUGUCAGAGAUUUGUACCUGUUGUUCUGCCCUCUAGUGGUCAAGUAUGCUCAGGUUUUAACCUAAGCUGCAGUAUUAGGCUACAAACAUUAUGCAUCAGUCUGACAAAAUAUAGAUGUUUGGACAGGCUUAUACAUGAGGCUCCAUUAUAUUUGUAUAAAAGAUAAACUUAUCCUAAUAUUUAAACUUUUCUCAAAUAGAAAAAGUCAAAUAUCCCUGCAACAUGCAAAAAACAGAUUUGUUUCCUUUUAAAAUAAAGACAGGGGAGUAAAAGUUUGGAAGCUCACCUUUGUGUUACAUGAAAAAUAAGACAAAAAAAAAAUCUGUGAAUUUGAAUGACCAGACAAAAAAAAUCUGGGCUCCCGAACUAAUAAAGGAAAAAGUAGCUCCUCCAUCACCUCCUGAUGGACAGCCCUGACGCUGUGUGUCAGAAGCCAAACUCAGCCCUGAGGAUGUUUUCUGCUUCUUCUUUGCACUAUUAUUUUAAUUUAACCAACACUCAGGUCAUCACAAGUUUACCUCCAAAUCCCCUUAUUUACACAAAAAUGGUGAAAUACAUUCAGAAAUUAAGCUGUUACAAUUAUAUUUGUUGUCAUACAGUUUUAAAAUUUGGCACCCAGUAUCCUGAAAUAUUGGGGAAAGUAGCAAAACAAGAUUUUGGUGCUAGUUCUUAUGAAAAAGAAAAAGACGAUGAGUUUAACAUUCGCUGAAAAAAUCUCCUGCAAAUGGUUAUUUUAAAGUACUCAUGGUUGAUAUUGCUGCCUCAUGCAUAUUUAUCCAACAUAUAAGAUUAAUUUUACUUUCUGUAUGACCUUUGUCUAAAAAAUUACUCUUUCUGUAGCCUGAAAAUUCCUCACCAUGCCAAGCAGGAAAAAACAGAUAAAACCUCCGAGGGGCUGGACCUGGCUUCCUUUUCUUCUUCUUCUGUUGUAAAAAGAAAAAAAAAAAGUCCUGUCGGCCUGACUGAAUGCUUUUAUUUUGAAGGAAUUUGUGCUGUCUUAGGGUGUGCCUCCUGUUUUCACUGAUAUCUCAAACUCUUGGCCUAAGCUGAGCAGAUUUUUGGCCAAAGAGAAUUCAGAGAAAGGUUUACUGAACUUGACAUGUUUGAGUGACAGUUGAAGAUCACCUGUGCUUCACCUGCUCUCUCCGCACGGCUCUUGAGCAUAACGUUGACCUGCAAAGCCAGGUUGAAGAGCAUUUACAAUCUGGGUCAUAUUUUUGUAGUGUGAGCUAUUCUUGAUGCCUCACAUCCAUUUCUAAUGGCUGUGUGGAUCAAAAACUUUGGAUAGUCUCAGUUUUUUACAUGACCUGCUCAGUAAACAGGAUAAAUAAGUAACACAUUAGAAAUUCAUUCAUCCUGGUUCUAUUCUGGAAAAGCUUUACACAUCCACAUUUCAUUUGCUGAGGGAGAAAACUCAAACUGCGCCCCAAUGUGCUUCUUUGAAGACAAGAACAGUACUCCAGGGGCAUAGAUGGCCUAGUGGUUAGGUCACACCUGGACUUCCCUAUGACUCUGGGUGGCCCGGUUUAAGUCCAGCCUGUGGCUCCUUUUCACCCCCAAUUUCUUAAGCUCACGCUGUUUUUAACUCUAUUCACUGUCCUCUAUAAAUAGAGACAUAAAAAGCCCAAAAAUAUGUCUUUAAAAAAGAACAGUACUACUCUGCCUCUAGUAAAAAUUUACCAGAAUGAUCAAUAAGGUGAUCACUCAAUAUUUUGAUUUUUGCUGGUAGUUCUUCAUGCAAAAACGUAGUUUUCAGAGCUUGAUAAAAGGCCUUUUCCUGCUGUUUGUUUCUUUUUCUUUAAAGGUACAGUGUGUAAAAAUGGGACUAUCAACAUCUAACAGUCAAUUCUGGAGUGUGAUGCUCAUUUCUCUGGUGAUAACUGUGGGAACCAGUGAAGUUUA
Cheilinus undulatus (humphead wrasse) is the source of this 7857-nucleotide messenger RNA. It is a transcript of the gene nlk2, whose product is annotated as nemo-like kinase, type 2. Gene Ontology annotation, cellular component: cytoplasm; nucleus. Gene Ontology annotation, biological process: intracellular signal transduction; protein phosphorylation. Bases 1126 to 2718 code for a protein of 530 amino acids. The record is from RefSeq and is a predicted model, not a curated record. Lineage: Eukaryota; Metazoa; Chordata; Actinopteri; Labriformes; Labridae. The transcript is spliced from 11 exons. Gene Ontology annotation, molecular function: MAP kinase activity; ATP binding.